CGGAGCGCAGGCGGCGCGGGCGCAAGACCCAGGCGAGCCCGGAGCGGAGCCACGCUCGGCGGCUGCAGCUCCAGCUCCUGCUCUCCAGUGGUCCUGAGAGGGAGACACAGUAGUCCUUGACCCCUGUCACGUGGAUGGGAGCAACUGCCAGCUACGGAGAAGAAUAUGGCCACAUCUCCACAUGAUCCUUCCCACAUAAAGCCAAAGCCACCUCUGGACACAUGCCCCAGUGCCUCAGUCUCUGUGCAAAACCUGGAGAGUGGAGGCCUGCUCCAGGCCCAGGAGGAAACCAGCUCUGCAGGGGGCAAUUUGAGGACUGGAGUUUGAACCACAAAUUUCUGUCUUCUUUCCCUCUUCUUCAUUCAUACUCCUGCCCAAUACUUUCUAGGAGACUGCUUUAUUUAUUUCUGGAAAAAACAGCACUAGGUCAUUGUAGCCUCCCCACAUCUGGACACUCUUUUGGCUCUGUUGUGCAGCCCAGAGCCCAGUGGUUGACGUAACUGACGCAUUGGGGAGCUGGACGAGAAGCAGCCAGGGGCAGUGGGCAAAGGAAGGAGCCAUAGCGUCCCAGGAUGGAGCCCAAUGGCACAGCCUCUUCUUGUUGUCUGGACUCUGCCGCGUGUAAGAUCACUGUCGGCAUGAUCCUCGUUGUCCUCAUCCUCAUCACCAUUGCUGGCAAUGUGGUGGUCUGCCUGGCUGUGGGCUUGAACCGCCGGCUCCGCAGUCUGACCAACUGCUUCAUUGUGUCCUUGGCCAUCACUGACCUGCUCCUCGGCCUCCUGGUGCUGCCCUUCUCGGCCUUCUACCAGCUGUACAACACGUGGAGCUUUGGCGAGGUCUUCUGCGAUAUCUAUACCAGCCUCGAUGUGAUGCUCUGCACGGCCUCCAUCCUCAACCUCUUCAUGAUCAGCCUUGACCGAUACUGUGCUGUCACGGACCCCCUGCGCUACCCCGUGCUAGUCACCCCUGCCCGGGUCACCAUCUCCCUGGUCUUAAUUUGGGUUAUCUCCAUCACCCUGUCCUUCCUGUCUAUCCACCUGGGGUGGAACAGCAGGAAUGAGACCAGCAUGAGCGACAUCAGCAAGGUCAAUCACACUGCCUUGAAGUGCAAAGUCCAGGUCAACUUGGUAUACGGCUUGGUGGACGGGCUGGUCACCUUCUACCUGCCCCUGCUCGUCAUGUGCGUCACCUACUACCGCAUCUUCAAGAUCGCCCGGGAUCAGGCCCGGAGGAUCCAUCAAGUCAGCUCCUGGAGGGCAGCCACCAUCAAGGAGCACAAAGCCACGGUGACGCUGGCCGCUGUGAUGGGAGCCUUCAUCAUCUGCUGGUUUCCCUACUUCACCGUGUUUGUCUACCGCGGGCUGAGAGGGGAUGAUGCCGUCAACGAGGUGUUUGAAGCCAUCGUUCUGUGGCUGGGCUACGCCAACUCGGCCCUGAACCCCAUCCUGUACGCUGCACUGAACAGAGACUUCCGCAUGGCAUACCAGCAGGUCUUCCACUGCAGGCUGGCCCGCCGCAAUGCCCGUAAAAUUUCUCUGAGGUCCAACAGCUCCCAGCUCUCCAGGAACCAAAGCCCAGAACCCAGGCGGCAGGAAGAGAAGGCCCUGAAGCUCCAGGUGUGGAGUGGGACAGAGGUCACGGCCCCCUGGGGAGCCACAGACAGGAAGCCAGUGCUGUCCUGCGCCGUGUGCUCCAGCAACCUUCUGAGCUGCUGCAAGAGCCUGUGGGGGCUUAGGCUCCUCCAGAGACAUGUGGGAGGCCCCUCGGAGGGGCAGCCGGGGGAGCCACUGUUUGAGGAGCCGCUGAGGACACCGCCCCAGGAAGCGGUGAGGACACUGCCCUCCGAGGCCGUCUAGACCCGGCCCCGGGACACUGAAGAUACUGCUCCUGGCCACCAAGAUUUGACUCUUGGAGCCACUAAGGACCCAGAAGCCCCCCAAAGCCCCCCAAGGACAUCCUAGCCUGAGUCUGCGGACUCCCAGAGCACACAGGGGGGUGCUGGGGUCCUCGGGCCUAAGAUGGAGCAGCCUUCUGUACUCAGCGGUCCCAGACAGAUGUUCAGGACCCCCCUGGGUCCAGGUCCGUUGAAUCCCAUGGGUUCAAAGCUCACGUUGGUGCUGGCCCUGAGUCAUGAGCAGGGGCAGCGGGACGUUUGGGGAUGUGUGCACGUGUGUGCACAGAUGUGUACGUGCAGGAGCACGCUGUCUUCUGAGUAGAGGAUGUUGCCAAUAAAGUGUUAGCCUCUUACUGCCCCGUGGGUUCUGCAGGACAGCAGAAAGGAGAGAGAAAGGAAGGGAAGGAAGGAAAUGAGCCUUUAAUGAACACCUAUUGUGCACAAGGUCUUCACCUGCAUAAGCCCCCGUAACCCUUACAACAACGUUUGCAGUAAAGAUCACUGUCCCAGCUUUACAGAGGGGGAAACUGAGGGUGAGAGAAGUACGGGCCUGCCCAAGGCCACUCAGCUAGAAAGUGUGCCAGGCUCAUAGGAGAUGCUCAAAAAAUAGCUGUUGAAUGAAUGAAUGAGCGGGUGAGAGGAUGAGUGAGGACCCAGGCCGCCAGCCCAUGCUCUUGACAGGACACUACACUGCCUCUCAGGAGAGAGGUCAAGAUACUUCCUUGACUCAGCCUACCCUCCUCCUAGUGAGGCUCAGACCGGAGCCUGGGGGCCCUUCAUACUGCAGUCCCGACCCUCUGGUGCUCUUCGUCAGCAGCAGGUGGCAUGGCAUGGACUUACCGGGGAAAGUGCCUGGCAUCAGGGAAGGAGAGGUGGAAGUUGGGAGACACAACAGACUUGAGUGGGGGAGUUGGCCCCACAGCACCCUCUGCUGGAUGUGUGACCUGGGGCAAGUCCGGGAACCCCUCUGAGCAGCACUUUACUUCUCUGUCCAAAGGGGUAAGCUCCCCUUUCCUGUUGACAGAGUUGUUGAAGAGACCCGAGGAGCAGGGGUAGUGACAGCCCCAGAGUGAUGAGGGUGUCCAUAGGCAGUCCUCACUGACCACUACCCCUCCCUGAGCCCACUCUUCCCUUGGUUCCAAGACCCCCCCAUGGUGUCCCCUCCUUGCCCACCCAUGCCUUUUCAGUCCCCCGGCGGCUCACCAUCCUCUCCCUGGCCGUCAGAUGUGGUCAUUCCCCAAGGCUCAGUCCUGAGCCUUCUCUUCUCACUGCGGUUUCUCUCCCUCCAUGGCCUCAUCUACACUCUCGUAACUGAAGUCACCAUGGAAUUUAUCUCUGAGGAGAUCACUCUCGGAUUUGUACCUACAGCCCAGGCUCCUUCUGGGAGCUUUCCACCCACCGCUGCCUAUGUGACACCUCCACCUGGGUGUGUUGAAGGCACCUGACCUUUAGCGUGUCCACAACUAUACCCCUGACCUUUCCUGCACCUGCUCCUCUCCCAGGGUUCCCCUUCUCAGACGGAGGCCUUCUCAUUGGCCUCAAAGGCUGGGGGCCAAUCUUGGUACCUCCCUUCUCCUGGCUCCUUGUGGUCAUUCCUCUCGAGUCCUCCCACAUGUAUCCACUGUCCCCUUGAUUCUCUCCACCUGUCCUGUCAUCACUCGAUCCCACUGCCAUCCCCACUGUCAGGACAAUUGAAACAGGUUCCUGACAGCUCUCUGCAUUCCCCACUCCCCCCGCUCCAGUCCGCUCUCCACCCCACAGCCACAGUGGGCUGUGCAGCAUGCAAGACCAAUCAUGUCACACACGUGGAGGAAACCACCUUUCACCCGACAUGUCCCUCCAGCCUCCUCCUGCCCCACACGCCCCUCCAUCUCUUCACCCCAACCCUACUGGCCCUCUCCUUUUGGUUUGUUUAUCUCACUGCUCCUUCCAGCUACCGGGCCGCGCACAGAGCUGUUUCCAUGACUUGAAAUGCUCGUCCCGCCCUUUCGGCCACAAGAUUUCAGCUCAAAUAGCACUUACUUGAGGACGUCUUCCUUGACCCUCGCUAGUAGAUCAGGCCCCCGACACUCAUCCCAGAACUGACCUUGGAAGCCAUUGGCGUGGUUGUAAUUUACAGCCGUGUGUGCAACUCCCUGAGCCCUGUCUGUCUCCCCUACUCAGGAGGUAGUGGGUCUUGCUUCUGUUGACCAUUAUGUGUCUAGCCCCUAGACGAGUGUUUGACACGUAGUAGGAGCUUUAAGCAGUUUAUCUGCCACUACACCUGAAGGCAUGAUUUGCCCUGAUGGCCCCCAGAGAUGCUCACUCUUGGCUGGCUUCCUUCUGGAAGCCCCGGAAUCCCCUCUUCAGAAGUAUUCCCAGGAGUCUGAGGCAGAUGGGCCUCUGAGUCAUGGAGCCAUAAGACUGGUCUGGCUGAUCACAGACUCAGCUGGUCAGGGCUGAGGUCAAGGUGCACACUCACCACUUGCCACUGCACGAGGCUCCUUCAACUCUGUCUCUGAGUUGCCCCCACCCUUCAGGAGGCCUCCUAGAGCCUCUGCUGGCUGCAGAAGUGGGGCGCAUGCUGCCUGGAGGAGGAGCAGUGGGCCCCCAAAUCCACGUUCCAU
Messenger RNA from Diceros bicornis minor, 4500 nucleotides. RefSeq names its product histamine receptor H2 (gene HRH2). Gene Ontology annotation, biological process: G protein-coupled receptor signaling pathway, coupled to cyclic nucleotide second messenger; gastric acid secretion; chemical synaptic transmission. Bases 573 to 1856 code for a protein of 427 amino acids. The transcript has 3 exons. Lineage: Eukaryota; Metazoa; Chordata; Mammalia; Perissodactyla; Rhinocerotidae. Gene Ontology annotation, cellular component: dendrite; membrane. Gene Ontology annotation, molecular function: neurotransmitter receptor activity; G protein-coupled serotonin receptor activity; histamine receptor activity. The record is from RefSeq and is a predicted model, not a curated record.